UCCAGUUUUCGAACAGGAGGUAGAGGAGGUYAAAAUAAACAGAUUCAUUUUGUGAAUAUUUUUGUUUUCAAUUCCACAUCGAAGCAAAUUUGGGAAACCACUAUUGCUUGAAUAGAUGUUGACUGUAUGAUCGCUGGCCGACAUAGACUUCGUAAGGUUCUUGCAACUUUCAGUCAAUGGUUUGCUUCAAGACCACACAGAAACAUGGCGACCCUUGAGACUCUACAUUUUGAUAACUUAGCUUUGCGCUCGCUACCUUUAGACGAAGAGCAAGAAAACUAUGUCAGACAGGUACCUGGAGCUUGUUUCUCCCUCGUUGAUCCUACUCCAAUUCGUAAUCCAGUAACUGUAGCCUAUUCUCGUCRUGUUUUUUCCUUGAUUGACUUGCCUGAAUCAGAACUGACGAGAGAAGAUUUUGCAGAGUAUUUCAGCGGGAAUCAACUCCUACCUGGUUCAAAGACUGCAGCUCAUUGCUACUGUGGACAUCAGUUUGGAAGUUUUUCUGGUCAGCUUGGUGAUGGAGCAGCAAUGUAUCUAGGAGARGUGAUAAAUGGUAAAGGAGAAAGAUGGGAGAUACAGCUAAAAGGAGCAGGGUUAACACCAUAUUCCAGACAUGCUGAUGGGCGUAAGGUCCUCAGAUCAAGCAUCAGGGAAUUCCUCUGCAGUGAGGCUAUGCAUCAUCUUGGAAUCCCAACUACAAGAGCUGGAUCUUGCAUUACUUCAGAUACACUAAUACCCAGAGACAUCUAUUAUGAUGGCAAUGUUAUUCAUGAAAAAGCAAGUAUAGUCAUGAGAAUGGCUCCUACUUUUAUAAGGUUUGGAUCAUUUGAGAUAUUCAAGCCUAUUGACAGGUUGACUGGUCAAAAAGGACCAAGUGUURGAAGAACAGAUAUUCUAACCAAGCUUUUAGAUUACACUAUCAAGACAUUUUACACUGAGGUUUACAAUGCUCAUCCCAGUAACCUAGAAGACAGAUACCUUGCUUUCUACAAAGAGGUUGUUCUAAGGACUGCAAGACUUGUUGCUGAAUGGCAGUGUGUUGGCUUUUGCCAUGGGGUCUUGAACACAGAUAACAUGAGUAUUGUUGGGCUUACUAUUGACUAUGGGCCAUUUGGAUUCAUGGACUACUUUGACAAAGAUCGCAUUUGUAAUGAAUCAGAUGCCGACAGAGGAAGAUACAGUUACACAGCACAGCCUGAAAUAUGUAAAUGGAACCUGGAUAAACUGGCAGAGGCAAUUAAAGAUGCUUUGCCGCUGUCCAAAUCUAGGCAAGCCCUAGAGGAACUAUAUGAAAAAGAGUAUGAGAAGGUAUGCAUGAACAAGAUGAGAUUAAAGCUUGGCUUAUUAAAUAAGCAGUUAUCAGGGGAUAAAGAAUUAAUUGAGUCUCUGUUUGACACUAUGCAAGAAACAGGGGCUGACUUUACCAAUACAUGCCGAUGCUUAAGCAAAGUACAAGUACAAGACCAAAAGCAGAGCUCUGAAAAAAACAAAGAUGUCAUAAAUUAUCUUGUGUCACAAUGUCAAACACUAGAAGAACUACAGAAAGCAUCACAGCCUACGAUGGGUGAUAGACAGUUGGAAAUGUUUCUGUUGAUAAUUCAAUCCAACCCUAACUUGCUUCAACAACUGGGUGGAAGUGUACAACUGAUACGCAAGGCAAUGGAAAAGAAAGAAAAGCUACAGAAGCUGAAGGAAGCAAAUCCAAGUGAAAAGUUGGAAAAAGAUUCCCAGUUGUGGACGACUUGGAUAGCAAAAUACAGUGCACGAUUGGCUGAUGAUUUUAAAGAUUGUGAUGACAAAGAAGAGGCACAAAGACAGCGUGUCACUACAAUGAAUGCUAACAAUCCAAGGUUCAUAUUAAGGAACUACAUUGCACAAAAUGCCAUUUCAGCAGCUGAAAAAGGAGACUUUUCAGAGGUACAAAGGGUUUUAAAACUUCUAGAAAACCCCUACAGUGAUGACAUCAGCUUGUUAGAUCUUCAACCAGCAACACAGGAAAGACAAAAAACACAAGCCGUCACAGAUGAAGAUGGAGAUAGCUGUAGUAAAAAUGUGAACACAGAUAAUCUUAACUAYGACAAGAAGCCUCCUGAUUGGUCACUGGACCUAAGGGUCACAUGAUCCUCAUAGACACCUCUUUUUAGCCAUCACUGCUGCAACUUGAAUAUUAUCAACCCUUUAUUGGCAACUCAUCAACAAUAGAAUUCUUUAUUUAGUUUUUUUCUAAAUCACUGAUGCUAUUUAGCCAGAAUGAAAUAGUGUAARUCACAUUAACCUAGCUGGUAUUAUUAACCAAUUAGGUAUAACUGUCUUACAUCUAAACUUACUUUUCUCCCUGUAGCUCAUGCACCCUUUAUUGGACUAUUAGUAGUUUAUAACUARUGGUACAGCAUACCCAAGAUUACAUGGCUUCAGCUGGUCUGACCGAGACUUGAUUUUCUGGGCUAAGCUUAAAAGCCAGUGGUGAAAAAA
Actinia tenebrosa (Australian red waratah sea anemone) is the source of this 2472-nucleotide messenger RNA. Its product is annotated as protein adenylyltransferase SelO, mitochondrial-like. The record is from RefSeq and is a predicted model, not a curated record. Lineage: Eukaryota; Metazoa; Cnidaria; Anthozoa; Actiniaria; Actiniidae.